UAUUUGAAAAUUAAUGUUUAACUUCAGGCAACUCGUCAUACACCAUAACUGUAUUAUAAGUUGCCUGAAUAUUUUAGGGUGCUGUCGCUGUCAAAAACUACAGUCAAAAACUAACCUUUAAUUUUAAGAGUUCCUUCAAAAAUUUCAUAGUAACCAAUUUUGGUAAUUUGAUUCGAAAAAGUAUUAUUAUUGAUCUUAUUUUACGUAAAUAGAUUUACAACAAUAUGGCAUCAAGUAAUUCUAAAGGCACCUUCCAACCGGAUUCAGAUGUGCACAUUUCGUAUGAAGAUCAGCAGAAGAUUAAUAUAUUUGCAAGAUUAAAUGCAAAAUUGGAGGACAUAAAGGAUGACGUUAAAAUUAGAGAGAACGAUUUGAAAAGUCUUGAGGAUGCAUGUGAUGAAAUUGCUCUUUUCGACGAUGAUGAACAAAUUCCAUAUUUAGUUGGAGAGGUUUUUAUAUAUCAAGAUUUAGAAACAACACAGAAAUGUUUAGAAGAAGCCAAGGAAAAGAUAUCAGCUGAAAUUACAGCAUUAAAUACAAAAUCUGUUGGAAUAAAGGAUCAAAUGUCAGAGCUUAAAGCUCAUCUUUAUGGUAAAUUUGGCAGCCAUAUUAAUUUAGAAGCUGAUGAAUAAGUUACCUAGUAAUAUCUUAAUACCAAAUUAUUAAUUUUCUUUCUUUUUUUAAUAGCAUUUUUAUAAAUAAAAUAUGUAACUGUGAGCUUUGUAAAAUUCAAAUUUUAAUUAAAUGAAUAUAACAAUAA
Sitophilus oryzae (rice weevil) is the source of this 760-nucleotide messenger RNA. RefSeq names its product probable prefoldin subunit 4. The coding region runs from base 225 to 632 and encodes 135 amino acids. The record is from RefSeq and is a predicted model, not a curated record. The transcript is spliced from 4 exons. Gene Ontology annotation, cellular component: cytoplasm; prefoldin complex. Gene Ontology annotation, biological process: protein folding. Lineage: Eukaryota; Metazoa; Arthropoda; Insecta; Coleoptera; Curculionidae.